CGGUCCGAGCCCUGCGGGAGCGGACAGACCGACCUCCUCCGAGCCGCGGCGCGGCGGGCGGGGCGAGCGCGCAGCCGCCCGUGCGCUCCAAGGUCUUUCUUCCCGCAGGAGCUGAGUUGGAGGCGGAAAAGAACCCAGACAUCCCCCCGCGACCCUGGGCCGCGGCCCCCGCUGAAGGAGUCAACUUCCAGGCGGUCCGAGUCCUCGGGUCAUUAGCUCCGCGGCGGCCCCGGAGGGGCAAGUCGGCGCCUCUAAGUGGCUCAGUUCGCAAGUGGCGCGACCGAGGCUCCCGAGGCGGCCGCGACGGCCCCCUGCGCUCCUCCGCCCCCGGCUGGAUGUACAUCGCUCUCCGGAGCCCAUCUUGGCACAGCCUGCGGGGCAGCAACCCCAGCCCCUCUCGACAUGGAAAUGCACUGAUUCCGCGGGCAAAAGAGACCCUCGACUGCGUCCCCGGGUUCCAGGUGGCCUGCCUGGGGCGGUUCGUUCCCGACCUUCUCCCGGUGAUGGAGGAUUCAGGCAUCCAGCGAGGCAUCUGGGAUGGAGAUGCCAAGGCUGUCCAGCAAUGUCUGACAGAUAUUUUUACCAGUGUUUACACCACCUGCGACAUCCCCGAGAAUGCUAUAUUUGGUCCCUGCAUCCUGAGCCAUACUUCCCUGUAUGACAGCAUAGCUUUCAUAGCUCUCAAGUCCACGGACAAGAGAACAGUCCCCUAUAUCUUCCGGGUAGACACCUCAGCGGCAAAUGGUUCUUCAGAAGGUCUCAUGUGGCUGCGACUUGUCCAAUCAGCCCGAGAUAAAGAAGAGCAGAACCUCGAGGCCUACAUAAAAAACGGACAGCUGUUCUACCGUUCUCUCCGCAGGAUUGCCAAAGACGAGGAGUUACUAGUUUGGUAUGGGAAAGAACUGACUGAGUUACUCUUGCUCUGCCCCUCUAGACCCCACAGCAAAAUGAAUGGGUCGUCCCCGUACACAUGCCUGGAGUGCAGCCAGCGUUUCCAGUUCGAGUUCCCCUACGUGGCGCAUCUGCGCUUCCGCUGCCCCAAGAGACUGCACAGCGCGGACGCCAGCCCGCAGGACGAGCACGGCGGCGGCGCGGGCGCCAAGGAUCGCGGGGGCGGGGGCGGCGGCAAGGACCAGCCGCAGGCGCCGCAGGAGGCGUCCCUGGGCGCCGGCCCCAAGUUCGGCAAAGCGGGCCCGGUGCACCACUACCCGGCCCCCUCCCCCGAGGGCAGCGGCCAGCCCGCGGCCGGCGGCGGCGCCAAGCCCUCCACGGACUUCCACAACCUGGCCCGGGAGCUCGAGAACUCGGGCGGCGGCCACACCUGCUCCCCGGGCCGGGGCCUCGGCGGCGGCCAGCAGGAGGCGGAGCUGAGCCCCGACGGCAGCGCCCCGGGCGGCGGCAAGGGCAAGCGGAAAUUCCCGGACGAGGCGGCGGAGGGCGGCGGCGGCGCGGGGCUGGCGGGGGCGCGGGGGCGCUUCGCCGAGCGGCCGCCGCCCGCCUCCAAGGAGGACCUGGUGUGCACGCCGCAGCAGUACCGCGCCGCGGGCAGCUACUUCGGCCUGGAGGACAGCGGCCGCCUGUUCGCGCCGCCCAGCCCCGAGACGGGCGAGGCGAAGCGCAGCGCCUUCGUGGAGGUGAAGAAGGCGGCGCGCGCGGCGGGUCUGCAGGAGGACGCGGCCGACGGGGGCGGCGCGGCCGCCGACGACCAGGACGCGGGGGGCGGCGGCGGCGGCGGCGGCGGCCCCUCCACGCCCGUGGCCGCCUCUCCGGCGGGCGCCGACAAGCUGCUGGCCCCGCGGCCCGGGGGCCCCCUGCCCAGCCGGCUGGAGGGCGGCAGCCCGGCGCGGGGCAGCGCCUUCACGUCGGUGCCGCAGCUGGGCGGCGCGGGCGGCGCGGGCGGCGCGGGCGCGGGCGCUGGGGCGGCGGGGGGCGGCGGCGGCGGCCAGGGGCCCGGGCCGGACGAGCGCAAGAGCGCCUUCUCGCAGCCCGCGCGCUCCUUCGCGCAGCUGUCGCCGCUCGUGCUGGGCCAGAAGCUGGGCGCGCUCGAGCCGUGCCACCCCGGCGACGGCGUGGGCCCCGCCAGGCUCUACCCCGCCGCGGCCGACCCGCUGGCCGUGAAGCUCCAGGGCGCCGCGGACCUGAACGGCGGCUGCGGGGCGCUGGCGGGCGGCGGCGGCGGCGGCGGCGGGGGCGGCGGGGGCGGCCUGCCCAAGCAGAACCCCUUCCUCUACGCCACCGCCUUCUGGCCCAAGAGCUCGGCGGCCGCGGCGGCGGCGGCGGCGGCGGCGGCGGCCGCGGGGCCCCUGCAGCUGCAGCUGCCGUCGGCGCUCACGCUGCUGCCGCCGUCCUUCACGUCGCUGUGUCUGCCCGCGCAGAACUGGUGCGCCAAGUGCAACGCGUCCUUCCGCAUGACCUCCGACCUGGUGUACCACAUGCGCUCGCACCACAAGAAGGAGUACGCGAUGGAGCCCCUGGUGAAGCGGCGGCGCGAGGAGAAGCUCAAGUGCCCCAUCUGCAACGAGUCCUUCAGGGAGCGCCACCACCUCUCCAGGCACAUGACCUCGCACAACUGACCUGAGAGGACCCCGGCUCUCCGCGCGCGCGCGCAGCCGAGCCGCCUGGGGAAAAACACGCGAGGACACCCACCACCUCCUCGUGACCUGGAACGCUGCGCCCAGACACCCAGCGCACACGCUCAAGCGUCCACGGGCCGCCCCGACCUUUCCCUUCCAUGUUUCCCUGCACCUUCGUUCCACGCGCACGCACACGCACACGCACACGACAGGAUGGUGGAUCUUUGAUUGGGUGGGUUGUUCGAGGGGUUUUCUUUUGAAUGCACGCAUUUUCACUUUCCAAAAACAAAGGUACAUUUUUUAAAAUGUCAUAUAUUGCAACAUAUUGAUGCAUUUGUCAUACGUUUCUACUUAAAUUAUUAAGCACUUACGGUUUAGAUGUAAUAAUUAUAUGUAAGGGCAAAAUUUAUUUUGGAUAUAAAGUAAAGGAGGGGGUGAGAUGCUUUCUGCAUUUCUUGAUGACGGUUUGUGUUCUUACAAAAACAGAUAAAAUGAAGAAAAAGGGGUCACCAUUCAAUUUCAGUUUCCAGGGGGAAGUGCAUGGAUCAUGAAAUGAUUAUGAACUUCAAUGAAGAAUGUCAUCAUUAUGUAAAUAUGUAUUUGCUUUUAAUACAAAGUGUAAUUUUGUGCCAGUGAAAUGGAGUCUGAAUAGUUAUGUGUUUCUUUUAUCCCUGGAAAGAUUUAUUAAACUUUAUAGAUUAUCCAGGUAUGUUGGAUGCUUUGACAAUAAAUGACUAUUUUCU
This is a messenger RNA of Mustela lutreola (European mink), 3316 nucleotides long. It is a transcript of the gene PRDM8, whose product is annotated as PR/SET domain 8. Gene Ontology annotation, biological process: regulation of DNA-templated transcription. The record is from RefSeq and is a predicted model, not a curated record. The transcript is spliced from 5 exons. NCBI's taxonomy places the organism in Eukaryota, Metazoa, Chordata, Mammalia, Carnivora, Mustelidae. Gene Ontology annotation, molecular function: protein binding. The coding region runs from base 336 to 2573 and encodes 745 amino acids. Gene Ontology annotation, cellular component: nucleus.